AAAGAGAGCAUCCAAUCACAACAAAGCAGGUGUGAUCCAAGAGAGUCUGAGAAGUACACAGGUAAGAGAGGAGAGGGGAGACUUUCGAACAAAGAACUGAGAAAGAGAGAGGCUGAGCCACCUUUACAGUGACGAAGAAGAAAGGGAAAGACGGCGAUGAUACCAUCGGGUACUCUUGCAUUAGAAUUAUAACCUGUCAGACCAACUGUCGACUGAUAGAGGGCAUAGCAGGACUUAGCAGAGAAUAGAAAAAUAAAUAGGUUGAACCACUGUGAAUCUUGCAUGGAAAUUUAAUUACAGCAUACAUAUAUAACCUUAGAAUUGUGAACCAUUUUUUGUUAACGAUCAUGAUGCUUUACUGAAUUGAGAGAAGGAAAUAAAUAGAGUGUGUGCAAAAAAGAACAAAACAGUAGAAAAGACCGUACAGAGAGUACAGACAGAAAGGAAACAUCGGAAUAAAUUAGAAAAACAAAAAGCCAGACUGAUGAAGUGCAGGGGGGCGGACAACUCGCAGUGGGACAGCAAGAUGCCCCAGAUGACCUCCUUUGUGAGGCUGCUGGCCCGGGAGACAGAGAAGAUGGUGUCCUUCUUCUUCAAGGGAGAACCCCAGGAGGAGGAAGGGCUGGACCGUGUCUACUUGGACCAGCCGGUGCUAGACAAGGAAACGGGCGAGGGGGGCACGCGGGGGGGCCUGCGCUAUGCCUUGGCCAGCAUGCAAGGCUGGAGGGCACAAAUGGAGGAUGCCCACUCGUGUGUGGCUGAGCUGCCAGGAGAGCUGUCCGACUGGUGCUUCUUUGCUGUUUACGACGGGCAUGCUGGCUCCAAAGUGGCCCAGUACUGCUCUAACCACUUACUGGAGCACAUCUUAAAAGCUGGAGGAGUGAAGCAAGGUGGGGACCCGGAGACAGUGAAGGACAGCAUCCGGGAAGGCUUUCUGACCAUCGACAGCUACAUGCAUCGGUUGACAAGGUACCGGGGCUGGGACAGCAGCGGUUCGACCGCUGUGGCCGUCAUGCUUUCACCCGAGCAUAUCUAUUUCAUCAACUGCGGCGAUUCCCGGGCUGUCCUGUGCCGUGACGGAGAGGUGUGCUUCUACACUGAAGAUCACAAGCCUUUUAACCCUCGGGAGAGGGAGAGGAUUCAGAAUGCAGGCGGGACGGUGACCCUGCAGAGGGUGAACGGCUCGCUGGCUGUGUCCCGGGCGCUGGGCGAUUUUGAUUUCAAGGAGGUGGAGUGGCGCUCCCCCACCGAGCAGCUGGUUUCCCCCGAACCGGAGGUGUAUGAGGUGGCCCGCUCCCCUGGGGAUGAGUUUUUGGUGCUGGCCUGCGAUGGAGUCUGGGACAUUAUAAGUAAUGAGGCUCUGUGCGCCUUCGUUACGAACCGGCUCCAGGUUUGCAGUGAUCUGAAGGAAGUGUGCGCUCAGAUCAUUGAUACAUGUCUGUAUAAGGGCAGUCAGGACAACAUAAGCAUCACCCUGAUCUGCUUCCCUGGCGCCCCCCAGGUGUCACCAGAGGCACUGCAGCGUGAGGCUGAGCUGGAGGAAGUGCUGGAAAGCAGAGUGGCAGAAAUCUUCGAGGAGUGGCAGGAGGAAGGCGUGCCUGACCUGAUCUAUGUGAUGAAAUACCUGCAAUCUGAGAUAAUCCCAGGACUGCCACCAGGGGGCGGACUGGCCAACAAGAGGGACACUGUUAUUUCUGCAUAUUACAAGCUAAGAGCUGAGAAGGGCAUACUCGGAGAGUCCACGGAUAUCAACGUUUCAGACGACUCCGGCUAACAGCCUAUUUCUGUGGAAACAGAAUGCCAGUGUGCAACAUCUCCAUGGAAACACCACCCUCACAUCCUAGCAAGCUUCCUGAACCAUGUCUGAAAAGCUAGCCAAUCACAAGCUAGCACAGACUGCAUGUCAUCCAUACAUGGACAAAAAAUAUGUAGGGUUAUAAAAGAGGUAUGUGUUAAGGUUUUGCUCUACAGUUGUAGCUGCCUGUCCUAGAUAUAUGAGUUUAAAUAGCACUAAAGUUGCUUAGUAAAUUCAUAUGUACUUACACAUAACUACAAUGUUAUCAUGCAUAGUUACAAUGUGCCUCAGACUGUAUUUGUGUUUGAACACACAUUGCUGAACCUUUCUGUAAACAUUGAAGGGCAUAUUGAGGUUUCUGGUCUCAUUGGAAAACACUAUAACAGGAUUGGCCAACCCUGGUCCUGGAGAGCCACAGGGUCUUCUGGUUUUCGUUCCACCUGAUUUCUCAAUUACUUAAUAGAACCAAUUAUUAUUGGUCGACAAUUAAUUCCCCAGUUCUUUAGCCUAGUUUCCUACUAUGUAUUCUUUCUUGCCUUGAAAAAUAUAUCAUUACACAA
Molecule: messenger RNA, 2355 nt
Organism: Polyodon spathula (Mississippi paddlefish)
Lineage: Eukaryota; Metazoa; Chordata; Actinopteri; Acipenseriformes; Polyodontidae
Product: protein phosphatase 1B-like
Exons: 5
Coding region: 485-1774 (429 amino acids)
Biological process (GO): positive regulation of canonical Wnt signaling pathway; protein dephosphorylation; positive regulation of canonical NF-kappaB signal transduction
Cellular component (GO): nucleus; cytosol
Molecular function (GO): protein serine/threonine phosphatase activity; manganese ion binding; magnesium ion binding
Source: RefSeq, a predicted model, not a curated record